Molecule: messenger RNA, 1023 nt
Organism: Laetiporus sulphureus 93-53
Lineage: Eukaryota; Fungi; Basidiomycota; Agaricomycetes; Polyporales; Laetiporaceae
Product: lytic polysaccharide monooxygenase
Exons: 7
Coding region: 1-1023 (340 amino acids)
Source: RefSeq, a predicted model, not a curated record
AUGCUGCACCUGCCAGUGCGCGGCGUGUGGGCUGUGGCGCUCGCGUGUGCCUUUGGGACUGCGUCUGUGUCCGCGCAUGGGUUCGUGAGCCAGGUGGUCGUCGAUGGGAUAGCGUACGCGGGGAACAUCCCCGGGAGCAGUUCGCCGGGCGCGAGCCCGAUUCGGAUGAUCUCGACGAUCGAUCCGGUGAAGGGAGCUACGAGCGCGGAUAUUAAUUGUGGGUGGGACGCGCAGCUCGCGGAGGUGGUCGCGCCUGCGAGUGCGGGGAGCGAGGUGACGUUCCAGUGGGCGGGCGGGUCGACGGGUGGUUCGAACUGGCCACAUAAUACGGGCCCGCUGAUGACGUAUAUGGCGUCGUGUGGGAAUGUGAGCUGUGCAGAGUUCAACGCGACGGAGGCGGCGUGGUUCAAGAUCGCGGAGCUUGGGCUGAUCAGCUCGGAUAGCGGGUCGGUGACGUGGUAUCAGGAGUAUAUCGAGGCUGGGGAUUCGUAUACCGUCACGCUGCCCGCGAACCUCGAGGCUGGGGGAUACCUGAUACGGCACGAGAUCAUCGCGCUGCAGCUUGCGAUGUCCGAGGGCGGCGCCGAGUUCUAUCCUUCGUGUACGCAGAUUGAGGUCGGCGGGGACGGGACGGGCGUGCCGGAUAGCGAUGAGACGUGCACGUUCCCUGGGGGGUACGCGGACGACGACCCGGGGAUCUACACUCCAGACGUGUACGAUCCAGGGUUCACGUACGAUUUUCCGGGGCCCGCGAUAUCGCAGCUGGUGAGCGGAGAUGGGGAGGGAGAGAUCACGUCUGCGCUGGGGGGCGACGGGGUAGCGAUCACAGCGGGGUCGUCUGCUUCCGUCUCGGCAUCCGUGCUCGUCGUCCCAAGUGGGACAUCCGCCAGCGCGGGCAGUGGCGCGAGCACAGCCAGCGCUGUCACGACUUUGUCUGCCACUGCGUCGACCUCGGCACCAUCGGCGUCUGCGUCUGCGUCGGGUGGCACGCCCUGGUGGCCUGCUCCUAAAUGUCUCUUAUAG